AUGCCAGCCCCAGAUUACGGUAUUCAGGAUGUGUGGCAGUCAAAUUUGGAAGAUGAAUUUAGAAAAAUUCGCCUAAUCGUUACAAAGUUUCCUUACGUUGCGAUGGACACGGAAUUCCCGGGCGUUGUUGCUCGGCCGGUUGGCGAGUUUAAGAACAAUUCCGACUUUCAGUAUCAAUUACUGAGGUGUAAUGUCGAUCUUUUAAAGAUUAUCCAGGUCGGGUUGACAUUUUACGACAGCGAAGGUCGAACGCCGUCUCCAACUUGCUCCUGGCAAUUCAACUUCAAGUUCAAUUUGACUGCAGAUAUGUAUUCGAAGGAUUCGAUCGACUUGCUGACGACGUGCGGCAUACAGUUCAAAAAGCACGAAGAGUGCGGCGUGGACGUCAACCAUUUUGCCGAACUUCUCAUGACGUCAGGGGUUAUUCUUUGCGAUAAUGUCAAGUGGAUAUCUUUUCAUAGUGGAUACGACUUCGGAUACAUGUUAAAGAUCCUGACCUGCGCUCCGAUCCCAUCUGACGAACAGGACUUCUUUGAAUUGAUCAGGAUCUACUUCCCCAACAUUUACGACGUCAAGUACCUGAUGAAGAGCUGCAAGAAUUUGAAGGGCGGCCUGCAGGAAGUGGCAGACGAGUUGGAGAUAUCACGCGUUGGUCCUCAGCAUCAAGCUGGAAGUGACAGCCUGCUAACUGGAUUGGUCUUUUUCAAAAUGAGAGAAAUGUUCUUUGAAGAUCACAUAGAUGACAUGAAAUACUGCGGUCAUCUUUACGGUCUUGGCACGUCUUACGUCGUUAAUGGUGCUGUUUUGUGUAUUGUUGGUCAAUCAAUCAAUCAAUCAACUUAUAAUCUUAUACAUCAAUCAACUGACCAAUCAAACAAUUGA
This is a messenger RNA of Helobdella robusta, 882 nucleotides long. RefSeq lists its product as hypothetical. Gene Ontology annotation, cellular component: CCR4-NOT complex; CCR4-NOT core complex; P-body. The transcript is spliced from 7 exons. The record is from RefSeq and is a predicted model, not a curated record. NCBI's taxonomy places the organism in Eukaryota, Metazoa, Annelida, Clitellata, Rhynchobdellida, Glossiphoniidae. Bases 1 to 882 code for a protein of 293 amino acids. Gene Ontology annotation, molecular function: poly(A)-specific ribonuclease activity; nucleic acid binding.